CCGCCCGGGCUGCCAUGGCCCUUCCCGGCAUCCCCUAUGAGCGACGGCUUCUCAUCAUGGCGGACCCUAGAGAUAAGGCGCUUCAGGACUACCGCAAGAAGCUGCUAGAGCACAAGGAGAUUGACGGCCGUCUUAAGGAGCUAAGGGAACAAUUAAAAGAACUUACCAAGCAGUAUGAAAAGUCUGAAAAUGAUUUGAAGGCACUACAAAGUGUUGGACAGAUUGUAGGUGAAGUGCUUAAACAGUUAACAGAAGAAAAAUUCAUUGUUAAAGCAACAAAUGGACCAAGAUAUGUUGUAGGUUGUCGUCGGCAGCUUGAUAAAAGUAAGCUGAAGCCAGGAACCAGAGUUGCUUUGGAUAUGACCACACUAACCAUCAUGAGAUAUCUGCCAAGAGAGGUGGAUCCAUUGGUUUAUAACAUGUCUCAUGAGGAUCCUGGAAAUGUAUCUUAUUCUGAGAUUGGAGGCCUAUCAGAACAGAUUCGGGAGUUAAGAGAGGUAAUAGAAUUACCUCUUACAAAUCCAGAAUUAUUCCAGCGUGUAGGAAUAAUACCUCCAAAAGGCUGUUUGCUAUAUGGACCGCCAGGCACUGGGAAAACACUCUUGGCACGAGCUGUUGCCAGCCAGCUGGACUGCAACUUCCUAAAGGUUGUAUCUAGUUCUAUUGUAGACAAGUACAUUGGUGAAAGUGCUCGUUUGAUUAGAGAAAUGUUUAAUUAUGCCAGGGACCACCAGCCAUGCAUCAUUUUUAUGGAUGAAAUAGAUGCUAUUGGUGGCCGUCGGUUUUCUGAGGGAACAUCAGCUGACAGAGAGAUUCAGAGAACUUUAAUGGAGUUAUUAAAUCAAAUGGAUGGCUUUGAUACUCUGCAUAGAGUUAAAAUGAUCAUGGCUACAAACAGACCAGAUACACUGGAUCCUGCCUUGCUGCGCCCAGGAAGACUAGAUAGAAAAAUACAUAUCGACUUACCAAAUGAACAAGCAAGAUUAGAUAUAUUGAAAAUCCACGCAGGCCCUAUUACAAAGCAUGGUGAAAUAGAUUAUGAAGCAAUUGUAAAGCUUUCAGAUGGCUUUAACGGAGCAGACCUGAGAAAUGUUUGUACUGAAGCAGGUAUGUUUGCAAUUCGUGCCGAUCAUGAUUUUGUAGUUCAGGAAGACUUCAUGAAAGCAGUCAGAAAAGUGGCUGACUCCAAGAAGCUAGAGUCCAAACUGGACUACAAACCUGUGUAGUUCACUGUAAACAUGUGUAGUUUACUUUAAGGGUUUUGGUGGCUGCAUGACAGACAUUGGUUUAAUGUAAAAAUAAAGUUAAGGAAAAUAAUGUAUGUAUUGGCAAUGAUCUCAUUAAAAGUGAAUAAACGUGUAUAAGCAACAUAAUAGUAUGUAAUUCAGUAAUUCUUUUAAAAUUGGUACAGAAAAAAGUUAUGUUUGUUAAUGUUGCAUUUGCUGCAGCAGAAUUUACGGAAGACAUGCUGGAGCUUUUCGUAUUUGCUUCGUGAGCAUUUUGUACAACACUCAAAUGGUUUGAGAUAGUAGACGAGAGCAUUUCUUAUGACUUAUUUUAUAUUUUGUUUUCCUCAUCCUAAAAAAAAGCAAUAAAAUCUGUUUUAGUUGUUCUAAAUAUAUUCUUGUCUUUUCUAAGAGCACAUUUAUUCUAGUUCUUUUGGAUCAGUAAGUACCUGACUUGAAAGCCUAGAUGAAAUUGAAAAUUAAAUAGGGCUUUGAAUUUUAUUUUUAAACAGUACUCACAGAGCACACAAAAUUGUCUUCUUAUAUAAAUCAUAGAGUGUGGAGUUAUGGAGUAUAUACACGCACCUGUGUCUUCCAAGAAAUUCAUUUUACCUAUUGCAGCUAGGUAUUUGAUAGUUAGUUUUAACUUUUUAAAGAUUAUGACUGGAAGUAAUACUUAUAGUUAAUUUGGUUUAUGUGAAAAAAGAAUUCCCUUUUGAAGUCUGGAUCCAGGAAAAGUCUGUUCGUGGACAUACAAUUUUGUAUAUAUGUGAUUUCUAGAGAUGUAUUAUUUCCUAGGUUCACCAAUUGAUUCUAUAAAUAUCUUCCAGUAAAUACCAGGCUGAGAGUGUCUACUCUAUGGAAUGUUAAAUGUCAGAAAUGUUCAAAACAAACGUUCUGUUACCUGUACACAAUUCUAAUUUCAUGUGGCAAUCAAAAGUUGUAUAAGGAAAUUGUCAAUGUCUAAGAAUUGAGAUUAUUUAUAGUUAAUUCUUGUUUAAAUAAAAACAUCAAACUUCAGUUUCAUAAAUA
Messenger RNA from Mastomys coucha (southern multimammate mouse), 2258 nucleotides. It is a transcript of the gene Psmc6, whose product is annotated as proteasome 26S subunit, ATPase 6. Gene Ontology annotation, biological process: positive regulation of RNA polymerase II transcription preinitiation complex assembly. Gene Ontology annotation, molecular function: proteasome-activating activity; ATP binding; ATP hydrolysis activity. The transcript has 14 exons. Gene Ontology annotation, cellular component: proteasome regulatory particle, base subcomplex; cytosolic proteasome complex. NCBI's taxonomy places the organism in Eukaryota, Metazoa, Chordata, Mammalia, Rodentia, Muridae. Bases 15 to 1226 code for a protein of 403 amino acids. The record is from RefSeq and is a predicted model, not a curated record.